AUGGCAGAAACUGGAAAGUACGUUCAAACUACCAUCCCUAAAUUUGAUGGUCACUAUGACCAUUGGACAAAGUUAAUGGAAAAUUUCUUACGCUCUAAGGAGUAUUGGAGCUUGGUGGAGCACGAAAUUGAUGGUGUUCAAGACAAAGCAAAUGCCUUAGAUGCAUAUCUCAAACCAAUAGAUAGAGAGAUUUUGGACACCAUCCUAAACGAUGAAACGUCCAAAAAUAUAUGGGAUUUCAUGAAAAAGAAAUUUCAAGGAUCCACAAGGGUGAAACGUGUGCAGUUGCAGGCCUUACGGAAGGAAUUCGAGAUAUUACAAAUGAAGGAAGGAGAGUCAGUGAACUCAUAUUUUGGCCGUACUUUAAAGAUAGCCAAAAGCAUGAAAGCAGCAGGAGAAAAAAUGGAAGAGAGUGUCAUAACUGCAAAAAUUUUGCGGUCUAUGACUACUAAAUUCAACUAUGUAGUAUGCUCAAUUGAGGAAUCCAACAACAUGAACACCUUGACUAUAGAUGAAUUGCAAAGUAGUCUAUUGGUACAUGAGCAGCGAAUGACAUGCUCAGUGGAAGAAGAGCAAGUUAUGCAAAUUGUAUUUGAGGAGAAGUAUGGAAGAGGAAGAGGAAGAGGAGCCUUCUGA
Messenger RNA from Vigna angularis (adzuki bean), 636 nucleotides. RefSeq lists its product as uncharacterized. The transcript is spliced from 2 exons. The record is from RefSeq and is a predicted model, not a curated record. The coding region runs from base 1 to 636 and encodes 211 amino acids. NCBI's taxonomy places the organism in Eukaryota, Viridiplantae, Streptophyta, Magnoliopsida, Fabales, Fabaceae.